UGGACCCGUAUUGCUACUACGUGACGUGAUUGAGAAUACAUUGUCUUAUCUCCACACUACAAAACUGUUGUCAUGAUGGACCAUGAGCCAAAAAACGCUGCUCCAACCCAAAUAUACAUUACACAGAAGCGAAAUAGGCCCGCAUCUGAACAGGAAUGUCGAGAAAGAAAACGCGCCGUUGACCGCCAGGCUCAAAGGUCCCUUCGAGAGAAGACUAAGAUACACAUUGCUAAGCUUGAGCGCACAAUAGAGAUAUUACGGAACAAGGAUCGUAAUGACACAACAGCUACUCUCUUGUCUGAGAUUGAUGCCUUACGAGCAGAGAAUGAGCAGCUCAAGCACACCAUCGAGAGCGUGAAGAGCCUUGUUGGAAUCAAUGUGGUUUCGCAAGACAUCCUGCCAGCCAAACCUGGCCCUGGCACGGAAGACGCAAACUAUUCGCCAACAGUAGCAGCAGUCGGCCACAAUCUACCUGAGCCGCCUACCACUUCUAUUGAUCGUGACCCGCAGCCGUCGCCACUUCCUGAUAUGAACCAGUCAACUUCCAUCGAACGUACGACUUCUGAAGAUGAGCAGAAGUGGUUUGACCAACCGGAAUUCCCUGACCAGACAGACUUUUUUCAGCCAUCACCUUCCCCUAAUGGCCCGACCGUGAUCAAUCAAUCCACAACGACGGUAAUCGAUCUUGACGGCAUGACCAUAACACCAGAUCCAGACGAGCUAGCCGCCCCAGAUACCAACAGAGAGCUAACCCACAGUCCGGGACUCCAACUUCCACCCACAUUUGCGCCAAAGAAGCAUGCUGAAGAGACACUCCAAGAGCUAUUAGAAGCAGCUCCAUUUUCAUCAAUGAUGCAAGAGAUCAUGGGCGCAAAGAUGUUCCUAUCCCUCCCCCACCAUUCUCCACAUCGACCGCCUUCUCCAAGUGUCACGCUGUCCAAAUAAUAAGACACGAACAAGACGGAUUUUGGAUCAGAAUCUUGACUUGCCGCUGCUCCUGCAUCAGUCUACUAGAAUGGAUAUAUAUACAUAUAUAACUAACUAUAUAGUUACAUAUUAUAUACAGAGGUCUGCACUUUUGCAAACUAAGACAAGUCGAUGGACGGACAUUUUCGCCACGGAGUAUGGACACAAAGGAUUUAAGCCUCGCAAGGUAUGCGGUUCACCUUGGUUUCUUGUAGACCUAAGAACCCAUUAUGCGGGUGAUAUAAGGGAG
Messenger RNA from Bipolaris sorokiniana ND90Pr, 1216 nucleotides. RefSeq lists its product as uncharacterized. The coding region runs from base 76 to 945 and encodes 289 amino acids. The transcript has 3 exons. The record is from RefSeq and is a predicted model, not a curated record. Lineage: Eukaryota; Fungi; Ascomycota; Dothideomycetes; Pleosporales; Pleosporaceae.